Amorphotheca resinae ATCC 22711 is the source of this 468-nucleotide messenger RNA. RefSeq lists its product as hypothetical. The transcript has a single exon. NCBI's taxonomy places the organism in Eukaryota, Fungi, Ascomycota, Leotiomycetes, Helotiales, Amorphothecaceae. Bases 1 to 468 code for a protein of 155 amino acids. The record is from RefSeq and is a predicted model, not a curated record.
AUGGCGUUUAUGGAGUUCGGGCUCGGGGCAUACUUUUUGGCACUUGUCUGCAUCAUCAUCUCCUCAUUGAUUAUAUCCUCUCUCUACUUCGAAUGGCCCCGCUGUUGGCUUUCCCUGGCAUAUAAAGGAUGCUCAACCUUGUUUAGCCAACUCCACAUCAAUAUCUUCCUCACCAACUCCCCCAAUGACCCCGAGAAAGUCCUCACAAAACUGGAACGUGAAGAUAAAAUUGGGUGGCAUACGAAACUAUGGGCUGGCUUGGCAUGGCUGCGGAAAGGGCGAAAGCCUAGCCGUGAAUUGAAUAUCGAGGAUCUUCGCAGGGAACACAGGCGUCGAAAUUCCGACCAUGGGUUGGUCGAACCUGUGGCGGCUAAGAGUGGCACAGUGGACAAGGCGACUGGAACUACACCGAAGGGGUCUGUGGGUAAGAAGCAGGGGAAAAAAGGCAAAAAGAAGAAAAGGCGUUGA